This is a messenger RNA of Globicephala melas (long-finned pilot whale), 3663 nucleotides long. It is a transcript of the gene PLAG1, whose product is annotated as PLAG1 zinc finger. Gene Ontology annotation, biological process: regulation of transcription by RNA polymerase II. Gene Ontology annotation, molecular function: sequence-specific DNA binding; DNA-binding transcription factor activity, RNA polymerase II-specific. NCBI's taxonomy places the organism in Eukaryota, Metazoa, Chordata, Mammalia, Artiodactyla, Delphinidae. The record is from RefSeq and is a predicted model, not a curated record. Gene Ontology annotation, cellular component: nucleus.
UGCAAGUUGGGCUGCAGGGGCAGCGCAUACACUACAAUGGCUGCUGGAAAGAGGCGUAAGGAAACAAUUUCCAGGCCCGCCGCGUCCAGCCCGAAAUAUGAGAAAAAAAUUAUUAGAAAUUCCGCGGGCGGUGUAAAGGCGGCGGACGGGCCGGAGGGAGGAUGUUAAAGCCCCGCGGUUGCCUCUUGGUGCUGCCUUGACCGUAUUUGGCACCCAGAAUGCUUCAUUCUGUGAUGGUCUAUUAAUAAGGUUGCCUUGCUAGAGUUUGGAGCAGGGCCCCAGAUUGGCCAAAAUGGGAAGGACUGGAUUCCGCUCUCUUCCACGAAGAGUCAAUGGAACUGGCUAAGAUCAAGGUCUGACGCUUUUUCCAUCUGUCAUCAGUCCCUUUUUGCUUUCUUUUACGACCACAUGAAACUUGAGAAGCCACCUAAAGCUAAAUCAUUUAGUGGAGUUGGGCAGUUCCCAAGUGUCCAACAAGAAGGCCUGGUUUAGGCUGCGAUGGCCACUGUCAUUCCUGGUGAUUUGUCAGAAGUAAGAGAUACCCAGAAAGUCCCUUCAGGGAAACGUAAGCGUGGUGAAACCAAACCAAGAAAAAACUUUCCUUGCCAACUGUGUGACAAGGCCUUUAACAGUGUUGAGAAAUUAAAGGUCCACUCCUACUCUCACACAGGAGAGAGGCCCUACAAGUGCAUACAACAAGACUGCACGAAAGCCUUUGUUUCUAAGUACAAAUUACAAAGGCACAUGGCCACGCACUCUCCCGAGAAAACCCACAAGUGUAAUUACUGUGAGAAAAUGUUUCACCGGAAGGACCACCUGAAGAAUCACCUGCACACACACGACCCCAACAAAGAGACGUUCACGUGCGAAGAGUGCGGCAAGAACUACAACACCAAGCUCGGGUUCAAGCGGCACCUGGCCUUGCACGCGGCCACGAGCGGCGACCUCACCUGCAAGGUCUGCCUGCAGACGUUCGAGAGCACGGGUGUGCUGCUGGAGCACCUGAAGUCCCACGCGGGCAAGUCGUCGGGGGGCGUGAAGGAGAAGAAACACCAGUGCGAGCACUGCGACCGCCGCUUCUACACGCGCAAAGACGUGCGCAGACACAUGGUGGUGCACACGGGAAGGAAGGACUUCCUCUGCCAGUACUGUGCACAGAGGUUCGGGCGCAAGGACCACCUGACGCGGCACAUGAAGAAGAGUCACAACCAGGAACUCCGGAAGGUCAAGACAGAGCCCGUGGACUUCCUGGAUCCCUUUACCUGCAACGUCUCCGUGCCCAUCAAGGACGAGCUCCUCCCGGUGAUGUCCUUGCCUUCCAGCGAACUGUUGUCGAAGCCGUUCACAAACACGCUGCAGCUGAACCUCUACAACACUCCGUUCCAGUCCAUGCAGAGCUCGGGAUCUGCCCACCAGAUGAUCACAACCCUGCCUUUGGGCAUGACGUGCCCAAUAGACAUGGAUGCUGUCCACCCCUCUCACCACCUUUCUUUCAAAUACCCGUUCAGUUCUACCUCAUACGCCAUUUCCAUCCCCGAAAAGGAGCAGCCGCUGAAGGGGGAGAUCGAGAGCUACCUGAUGGAACUGCAAGGCAGCGUGCCCCCCUCUUCCCAGGACUCUCAAGCAUCGUCGUCUAAGCUAGCGUUGGAGCCGCAGAUCGGGUCGCUGGAUGACGGCACGGGGGACCUCUCCCUGUCAAAAAGCUCGAUUUCUAUCAGCGAGCCCCUGAACACAGCAGCGUUGGACUUUUCUCAGCUGUUUAAUUUCAUACCAUUAAGCGGUCCCCCCUAUAACCCCAUAUCGGUGGGGAGCCUUGGGGUGAGCUCUCCGCAGGAGGAGGCACAUUCUUCUGUGGCUCAGCUCCCGCCACAAACCCAGGAACUUCCGGAUCCUGCCGGCACCAUAGGUCUGGGCUCUCUGCACUCACUAUCAGCGGCUUUCACCAGUAGUUUAAGCACAAGCACAACGCUGCCACGUUUCCACCAAGCUUUUCAGUAGGUUCCACGAUGCGGAUCCGUUACAGAAGUGUGUGUGUAGCCCUGCCUUAGGUGACCAUUUUUAUUUUAGUGCCUACUUGCAGACAGUAUAAAAAUUUCUGCUUCUGUAUAGUACCAGUUUUCAUUAAGCCAGUAUAAAAUAGAAACUAGCUUUUUAAAUGAGCUUGGGAACCAUUUGUGUUCAGUUAUGUUUACCUGGGUAUUUUGUCCUGACUCACUGCCAACUGUCACAAUUUAAGAUGAUUUCUCAUACAGGAAAGCCAUUAUUAGUAGUAAAGUCUUACCAACCCCGUGUUCCAAUUACUGUUAGAUCUUAAAUUUUUCAUUUUUUGUCCAAUAACAAUGGCUCUACCUUUUGACAUUUGGCUCAUUAAAAAAUUUUGCAAGAGAGUUAAAUUUUCUAAAAUGUAUAUGAAUGACCUGAGAGUUGUAAAAUUUCUACUAGCCUCUAAAUGGAUUAAUAAUCAAAAGCUUCAAAUGAAUUAAGAAUCCAGUCUGGGGACAUGACAUAUGUUUCUUAGAUAGACCAUAAUUUCAGGUCAGUAUAUUUUGAAGACUUGCUAUCGUCUGGCUCAAAUGUUUGCCGUCUUUAUUAUGCACAUGUAAGGAAAACAAAACCGAAACACAAAGCACCAGUAUCUGUAGCAAAAAGAGACCCCUAGUAAGGUGACACGGCAUUCCACGUUACUUAAGAGUUGGCCUUAAUUUAGUACACAGGAUGUUUGCCACGUUUUAUACUUCUUGCUCUCUUUUCGUUCGAUUCACACUAAUAGUGUAUGGCGUCAGAGUCUUCAGUCAGUCUCUGGGUGGAUCUCUUUCGUCGUUUCCACCUUACAUGGCCAGAGGGUAGGUCAAGCACAGCCAGAAGUUCUCCUUGGAUUGUCAGUGUACAGUCGGUCCAGAGUCCAGAGCCGCUGGGGAACACAGGAAAAAAAGGACUACAUUAGGCGUAAAGGUGUACAAUAUAUUUUUAUACUGUGACUUCAUUUGUCUUUAACAAGACUUUUACACCACCCACAACAAUGUAUUCAUGUGCACUUGCAAAAGGAAAUCUCGGACGUGCAGAUGUUACCAGAACAAAACCCAGCUUUGUCCACAAGGUGACUAUAACUCAGAACGAAACGUGGGCUUUAUGAUAUGGUGUGGCGUGAAGAACAUGCUGUAUGUUACUAACAGCCCUUUGAAUUUAACAAAAACUGGGAAUCCAUUCGGAAAUGGAUUGCAUCAUGCCUGAACAUAAGCUGGACUGCUGAGAUUGUAUUUUUAGCUGAUGGAAAAAGUGUUUGGACUAGUACUCUAAAAAUGUUCUAAUGAUAAAGUUUUGAGUCAAAAUAGAAAAGAAAAACUCUGCAUUCCAGGCUGAAUUUUGUAUAUUUUUAUUGCAUUUAAAAUCGCUAUUCUGUGAUAUGGGAAAUCAAGUGGCUUAUCAUGUAUAUCAUGUACUUAAAAUGUAUUCACAAACUACUGUUGUAUUUGUAUAAAAUAUAGACAAAGAUCGUAUUUUUUGUGUGUGUAUAAGCUCUGUAAAUUAGCAAUCACAUUAUGAAGCUGCAGUGAUAACUACAUUUUAAACAUCCACACCCAAAGAAGCAGCUAUUUAUUGUCCAGUUACCCAGAUAUAAAAUAUUAAUUUGCUGCUAAUUAAACAAGAGUGCUGCAGCUUCUU